UCAGAAUUAUUUUGCACAUGAUUAUUAAAAACUUCCAAGAAAUUUUUUUUUUGUAAAACUAAAAUAUAUAUAAAUUAAAAAUACAAAGAAUUUUUUACACAUUCUUGUCUUAAUAUGUUGUUUUUACUUUCUUGUCUUAUUGUGUUGUUUGCAGCCCUUUGAAUUAGGGUCAGCAUUCUGCGAUUCUGACUUAACUGCCAACCUAAAGUGUCUGAGGUCGGUGAUAUUUUGCUGAGAUUGUUUUCAUGUUAUGGUGAAAUCUUAAAAAAAUUUUGUCCUAACUUGAUUUUUUUAAAUUCUGUUGACUUGUUGUUUGUAUAGCUUUGGUAUUAAAAAGUUUAUUUAAAAAAUAAUACUGGUAAAAUUUUAGUUUGACCCUAAUUUUAGAAAAGUAGUUUACAGUAUAAUAUUUUCUAAAUGAUUUUAAAAAAAAUUUUAAAACUUAUUUUGAAUAUAAUACUGUCUAAUAUUAUAGUCAUUACUUUUAAUCCUCAAAGAUGGUUAAGGUUGAAUAUAUUGAAGGUGAUUCAUUCACAGCCUUUAUUUUUCCCAAAGUCUCAUAGAUUGUAUGUGCCAAUAUUGGUUAGGGUAGAUAACAACAUUAAAAACAACAAGUUGUUAUUGAUGUUGCCAUUGAUGCUGUUAUUGGUGUGUUUUUUUUGUAUUACUUUUAGUGCUAAUAUUCCUCAAGGUUGGCCACAUCUUUUUUUCUUUAUAAAUUUUUAUUAACAUUUUUUAAGUUACAAUAUUUUUUUACUAAAAACUUAGUUUUAAACAGUUUACUGUUUUGACACCUUUUAAUAGUCAAAAGAUUUUAUUGUAUAAUCUAAUUAUAUAAAAUUAUAUUUAUAAAUAAAAUUUACCAUACAGUAUUCAUCCAUUCAGCAUACUGUUUGUUCAGAAUUAUUUUGCACAUGAUUAUUAAAAACUUCCAUGUUCUUGGGGAUUCUAUUUUUUUGAUUUCUGCUAAUUUAUAAUUAGCAAUUGACACAUUUAGUCUUACUAGCAUGAAAAUUAGUAUUUGCAAAUUUUUUAAAAUUAUCUCAUGUUGAAGAUUGUACAUAUUUUUAAAUAAUUUUCAAAUAAUUUCCAUCUCAAAGAUUGAUAAGUAUAAGUUUUUAAAGAUGUUUUUAAACCACUUAGCGAAGCAAAAUGAUACUGAUAGAAUAAGUCAACAUGCUCAAAACAUAAGAAUGGUAAAACCUGUAUUGAGUAUGAACAAGUAGAAAAGUAGAACCUAUAUUGAGGAUGCUAACUUAUACUAUCAGUGCCAUUCAUUUAUUAAUAGUUCCAGAGAUUAUUGUCUGGCAUAUUUGAUAGGUGUUUUUCUAAUCUUAAGUUAUCUAUUUUGCUAAUUUUUCUCUAAAUUUAAUUUCUUGCUUAAGUUCGAUUUUUUAUCAUUUUUAUUACCCUUAGUAAGCAAAGUUUAACUUUUGAGUUAUUCUACUGAAUGUUGAAAUUUUGAAAUUUAUUUGAAGAAAACAUAUAAGUUAUUCCUUUUAAUUUUACUUCUAAAAAAUGUAUAGCAGCUUCAGACCUCAGUUUGUGUUUUACUACCACAACAAAUAAAUUAUAAGUAUAAACAAGAAUUAUGCUAACUGAUGCUGUUUACCAAAGUUUAAGUUUUCCUUCUUUGCCUCCUGACCAGGAGGAGAAGGAUUGGCAUUAUCACAUGAGAAGAAGACCAUAUGCUGCUGUUACUAAAAAUAAGUUAGAAGUUUUAAAAGAGCAUGGAAUCACCCACAUAGUUUGUAUUCGUCAUCCCAUAGAAGCUAAUCUCAUAAAACCUAAUUUUCCACAGAAUUUCAGAUAUCUCACCCUUGACAUCAUUGAUAAACCUACAGAACCUAUAUUGGAAUUUUUUCCAAUGGUAAAGGAGUUUAUUGAAGAAUGCUUACAUCAUAAAGGUAAAGUGCUUAUUCAUGGAAAUGGUGGUAUAUCAAGAAGCGCAUCAUUUGUAAUUGCUUAUAUAAUGGAAACAUAUGGACUAAGUUAUCAAAAGUCAUUUUUGUAUGUUCAACAAAAGCGCUACUGUAUAAACCCAAAUGAAGGUUUUGUAAGGCAACUUCAGGAAUACGAGCCUAUAUAUUUGGCAAGAUAUCAGCAGCAAGGUCAGACAAGUUCAAGUGGUAUCUACAAACGUAAGUACGAAAUUGAUGACGAAAAUUCUGACUUAGUAAAAAGAGAUUACUUUAACACUAAUGUAUCUAAUUCUUAAAUUUGCAAAAAAAUGACGAAUCUGUAAA
Hydra vulgaris (swiftwater hydra) is the source of this 2246-nucleotide messenger RNA. RefSeq names its product serine/threonine/tyrosine-interacting protein. Gene Ontology annotation, molecular function: F-box domain binding; protein tyrosine/serine/threonine phosphatase activity. NCBI's taxonomy places the organism in Eukaryota, Metazoa, Cnidaria, Hydrozoa, Anthoathecata, Hydridae. The record is from RefSeq and is a predicted model, not a curated record. Gene Ontology annotation, cellular component: nucleoplasm; cytoplasm. Gene Ontology annotation, biological process: protein dephosphorylation; negative regulation of SCF-dependent proteasomal ubiquitin-dependent catabolic process; regulation of ERK1 and ERK2 cascade.